Messenger RNA from Halichondria panicea, 1003 nucleotides. RefSeq lists its product as uncharacterized. The record is from RefSeq and is a predicted model, not a curated record. Bases 145 to 882 code for a protein of 245 amino acids. The transcript has 6 exons. Lineage: Eukaryota; Metazoa; Porifera; Demospongiae; Suberitida; Halichondriidae.
UUUCUGGUGCCUGAUUUGCUGUGUGUAUAAAUCGUGUAAAUCAUGAUUUGCUGACCUAUAAAGAAUUCCCAAAUUCCACUGUGGUCUGUAUAAAUAAACCUCCUUGCAAGGAAAGCAUAGAUAUCAUCUAUACUGAUUUCCACAAUGGCAAAGACAGUACUUGUGUUUGGAGCUUCAGGAACAAUUGGACAAGGUUUCAUCAAAGCCUCCCUAGAAAAAGGUGAUGUGAAAGUCGUGGGUAUCUUCCGCUCUGAAGAGUCUGUCAAGAAAGUCAGUGAGAGACUAGGGAACCCAGCAGAGGACAAGUUCGUCUCUGUUGUAGGAAAUGUCGGCUCAGAGAAGGACGCUGCUGACUUGCAGAAGAAGGUGCUUGAGAAGGUUGGCAGCUACACCGAUGUUGUGGCCACUGUCGGCGGUUUCAGCUUUGCUAAAACACUACUUGAAUUUUCAGUGGAAGAGAUAAGAACAAUUGUCUGUACUGACAAAAUCGAGCCUCACUUUUUGAUUGCAAAGUACUUUUUGCUUCCAAUCCAAGACAAAGAAGGAACAUCAUUCACAUUCAUCAAUGGUGGUGCUGCCUACCAACCGUUUCCAAACUUUGGUCACAUGACCAUUUCCAAUGGCGCUCUCAUGAAACUUGUGCAGGUCGUCAUGGCCGAGCACAAGGAUAAACCUGUUCGCAUCAAUGAGUUUGUCAUUGCCUGUUUUGUGACCCCCUGGGAUAACCCCACUGUACCCCCUGGCCUGACAUUCUCACGUACGGAUAACAUAACCAUGGGCAAGGGUCUCCUCGGAGUAAUUGUUCAUCCUAACUCAAAGAACGUUGUCCUCGACGUAACAGUUGAGAACGUUGAAAAACUGGCCAAAGAUGGAACUCUCUAGAACAACCAUUGUUGCCAUAGAGACAUGAUUAUUAAUAGUUAGACCAUAGUUCCCAUUGUUUAUUUCCCCAUUAAUUUCUUGUCUGUGCAAGAAUUCAUGAAAUCAUAUCAAAUUUCAUACA